AUGCCCGUGGCUCGGAGGGGAAGUGUCGACUCAAAGAUACUAUAAAGCUGCUUCCCAGUCUGCUGAAAUAGACCAGUGCGUAGCGGGGGUGAACCUGUUGUGGCGGCGAUGGGACGCGCGCGGAGGAAUGGCAGCGCGUGCGGGAAUCUGGGCUGACGCGCAUCCCGUCGCAGGCAGGACCGGAGCCGUGGGCUCGGCAGAACUAUGUGACAGCUGGCGCCUCUUCUCCCGUCGGGGGCAUUUUUGUCAUUCGGGUUUUGAAUCUGGGAAUGGAUCCCGUCAAAUGGGUGCUGAAGUUGACCCGACGGUGUCCGUUGGACGUCGCGGCGCUCCGCGUCCAACUCGACUAGACUUCGGUGCCGGUGGGAAAUGCUCGGGACGGAGGAAUGAUUCGCAGCGGUAGAGGGGAGACGGGAUAACGGAAUUACCUCAGUGACCGAAGGACUGCGUGAGGUGCACUGUGAACCCCCCCAAAGCGAAGCACUGGACACUUUCCAGUGGACUGUCUCAUAGGUAGACUCAUUUUUGCAUGUGUGUGUGUCUUUUUUAUAGCUAAUGCAUCACAAUUCAUCCAACUACACCGCGCGGACCCUUAAUCCUCGUAUGUCAACUGACGUAAACCAUUACAAAAUGUUAAUGGCACUUUUUUCUAUUAUUAUUGUAAUGAACAGAAGCCAUUGCGGAUUAAAGUGCUCAGCGUGAGUCUCACAUCUGAGCUGCCGUUUGUCGUUUAUGUCCGGCUUAGCAUUUGUCAAAUAUGCUCUGUCACCAGCUGGACAUUAGAUCAUAGUUGAGGGAUCAUCAAACAGUCAAACCAAGAAUCCCACAAAAGAGAAGGCGACACCGACGUGUAACGUUAGAUUCCGUUAAUUAUUCAGCUUUCUGGUCAACCGGAGCCCACACGCGCUCCCGGCGGAGGGUGCGCGUUGCGAAGCACGUGCUGAGUCGCUGAUAAAACACACUUAGGAGGAAAUGACACGAGAGCGUCGACGCACGGCGAAGGAAGGCUGCAGGCCCCAGCGGCGCCUGUUCGGUGAAGUUGUGUUUACGCACCGGAAAACAUGCGCUCUGCAGAAUGGAGGAUUUUCUAGAUCUGUGGUCGUCGACUUUGUUUUUUAUUAGCUAUGGAUCAAAGACGCGUGGAUUUCUAAGAGACAGACUGUUAUAAUUAAACACUUUUUUAUUUCGCUAAGCAUUUUUUUUUGGAGGGUGAGGGCCACGAUGUGGAUCCAGCCGUGGUGAUAUUCUUGCUGUUUCCAUGCGUCUCUCCUCUCCAGACCUCUGGACGUUGUUGUGGAUUGAGUGCGAUGGGCUGCAUCCAGAGUAUCAGGUGUAAGCCCAAGAGUUUCCGAGACAGUAUCAUCGUCCUGGAGGUGAAAACGUGCAUCGAUUCGAACCCCACCAGCAUCGACGAGUCGUCCAGCGUGGUCCUGCGCUACCGGACGCCGCACUUCCGCGCACACGCGCACGUCCUGGUACCGCCGGUGGCCGGUCAGGAGACCUGGACCAUCGGCUGGAUUCAGGCGUGUAAUCACAUGGAGUUCUUCAACACCUACGGCAACAAAGGGAUGUCCAGCUGGGAGCUGCCCGACCUGCGCGACGGCAAGAUCCAGGCCAUCAGCGACUCGGACGGCGUGAACUACCCCUGGUACGGCAACACCACGGAGACCUGCACCGUCGUGGGCCCCACCAAGAAGGACAGCAGGUUCACCGUCAGCAUGAACGACAACUUCUACCCCAGCGUGACCUGGGGCGUGCCGGUCAGCGACAGCAACGUGCCUCAGCUCAGCGGCAUCCGCCGCGACCAGAGCUUCACCACGUGGCUGGUGGCCGUCAACCGGGCCACGGCGGAGACGCUGGUGCUGCAGACCAUCCGCUGGAGGAUGCGGCUGCGCAUCAGGGUGGACCCCGACCGGCCCCUGGGCCGCAGGGCCGUGCUGGAGGAGCCCGUGAGCCAGGAGCAGCCCCAGAUCCUGGGCAAGAACGAGUCCAUCCCCCCGAACGCCAUGGUCAAGCCCAACGCCAACGACGCCCAGGUGCUGAUGUGGCGGCCAAAGAACGGAGACCCCGUCGUGGUCAUCCCGCCCAAAUACUGACCCGCUUCACUGACCACACUGGCCUUGAACGUACCUUAACAGUAUCAUCUCGCACUUCCUGUUAUGUUGUUCCUGCGCUCCACCAGCUCCUCUGUCACGUAUUUAUUUAUAAAAACCCCAGGCAACUUUAACGAGCUCGUGCAUUUUACAACGGGAGUGAACAAACUGCAACCAUUCUACCUUCAACCUGGGUCGGGUCUCACUGUGCUAAAAAUGGAAAACAGAGAAUUUGUUUUUUUUUAUUGGAAACUUUUAUAUACUGGCCACAUUAGGCCACGCGACGUGGGGCUUGUGAGUGUGGCUGAUUUCAAGUAUUGUCUAUGACCAUGUCUGCGCACAUACUACAUACAUGGGUCUGCAUAAAUGUUGUGUGUUUAUUUAUGACCAGGUGGGAGCAGCUGCAUUUGAUUUAGUUUGUUUGUUGGAUGACAUAUGAGUUUCUAGUCCUUUAAAAAAAAAAAAAAACAAUCAAGACAUGCAAGACAUUCAACCCAUGCUGCCUUAAGUUCCACUGCUUCCCACUGCAAACUUUCUAGCCUUAAACGAAGUGCAAUGCAGUAUUCUUGCUCAUUGGUCCCACGUCCUGCAGACUGUGGGUGGUGGCGCGCGUGGGUUCAGGACAGGAAUGAAACCACAGAAGAAGAAGAAGGCCUCACUCUCAACUCCGGUCGUUCCUCCAGCUGCGGCUGUAGUGUUCAGCAGCUACGACGCUCGGUCCGAGGGCCCCUUCUCCGCUUCCUUCCUCUUUCACCAUCAGCCGACAUUUAGUAACGACACAUUCUCACCGCUGUGUUUGACAAUCGCACACACAGUGUCACUGCCUUCCUUUAAAGCAGCAGCAUCCCUUCUUCCUGUAAUCGUACAACCAAAACCGGUCCCCCCUCCUCAGACUUGCGUUUCCAGUGCUGUCGGGGCUGGGAAGCGGAGCAGGAGGCAUGCGGUCUGCCUGCCUGGCAUAUAGAUGACCCACUUCUCCGCUCUGCCAGUUGUGGCAGAGACGCGAGGCCCGUCUCCCUUUAUUCCACUGCCAGCGAGCGCGAGGCGCGUAAACAAAGCGCUGCGCUCAGCUGAGGGCACCAUUAAAAGGGAUGAUGCCCGUUUUAAUUUUAAUCUGGAGGCGCGGGCAGAGGGAACCUGGAUUAGACAUCUGGGGCUGUUAUCGCUGCAGCGGCUGAAGCCAAGAACCACGUUUUAAAAGUUGUUAGUGGUCAUUUGUUUUUGUUUUUUUACAUAAUAAAUUGAGUCCCUGGAUUUUGGCUUCAUCCAAGGAGAUGGUUUGUAUUCAAGCGCGCUCCGCUUGUGUACUUCACAUCCCAAGGCAUAUUAUCGUCUCCCUACUAUUGACUGAAGCACCCGGGCAUAAAAUGGCUUCACACCACAUUUAAAUCCAUAUUGUUGCUGUUGUGAUUAAUUGGAGGGCUCGCGUUACCACAAUAGCCUCCGCUCGGGGGCCGAGGCGCCGGUUGGAGAGCGCUGUCAGAAUUAGAUCUGCAGUGACACACUUACGUGCCCUAGACGGCCUGAGCUGCGCCGAGCCGGGCCACGCGGUGCAGAGGCUGCCAGGAGCCACGGGUGGGGCUUAAACGGGGUCAAAUAGCAGAGGUCAGGGGGCGAACAGCUCGGGUCAGAGCCGUCACAGGCCUCGAACUGUGUGGCCGAGAGAGGAGGCGACAGCAAAGUGGAUCCAUGUAGGAAUCGAAACCAGCUUUAAAUAAUACUACAUUUUCACCACAACCUGGACGUCGGCCACGAGUUGUUUAAAAUUAGCCACUUGUUUGGAGGCCACCGGGGUUAAUAAAGCACAAGGCAGCUUUGGUGUCGUGGAAGGCCUCGUAACGUCUUCCAGUGACCUACAGCCAGCGUGGAACCUGCUCAAGCCCGGCUACGCGUAAUGUAAUUAAAGCUCGACACGCAACGUGUGUGUGAGAGCAUGCGUGCUAAAUCCCAUUGCUGGGAUCUGGACUGGAUGUGCUCUGGCUGUUGUCGAGUCAUGAUUCACUCUCUCUCUCUCUCUCUCACACACACACACACACACACACACACACACACACACACACACACACACACACACACACACACACACACACACACACACACACAGGAGGUUACGUCCUUGUCAUGAAGCAGGGACAGAGUCUGCCCUCACUAACGCAGACUCACACCCACCCCGGGGGGUCGAGGGGGGGUGGAGGUGGGGGGGGGGGGGCGUCCUGGCGCCGUAUCUGAUUGUUGCAGCCGUGUCACAUUGGCAGCGCCGACGAAUUCAUCAGCGACUGCACGUGGACCGUCGGAAACGUGUGCACGUUACAAAGCCAUACGAUCAAACACACCUGCUCACAACAAACAGGAACAAACAGGAAGUCUGUGUCAAUUGUUUGAUUCUAUAUGACCCUGGACCAUCAGCAGCGUUUUGCUAUAAGAAGGGCACUAACACUCUCAGCUGUGAGUCCAUAUUGUGCUCAUGAUGUGCAUUUUAUGUUCACAAGAACACUUCAUAGUCGCUAUAGAUGCUUCCUUUACUGAGCCACAGAAAAACUAAAGCCGACAUUUCGUUUGUUUGUUUGUUUAUAGAGGAAGAAAAGUGCCAAAAUUGGACUAAGCCAAUUUAGCAGGAUGUGGUUGAUGACUUGUGGAUUUGGCACACAACAAAAGACCUGCUUUGAGUUGUUCUGAUUAUUAAAUGCAUUUAGCAUUUUUUGCAUUAACAGACAAACACAGAAGCAAACUGUAGCCUGUGGGCCGUGUGUUCUCCUUGUUGGGCGGUGCCAAUUAAAGCCCCCUCUCCUAAACCCACACCAUCACAGUUCUUCUGAGGGCUGCUAACUGUCUCGUUUCAGAUGUUUGUGUUAUUAUUAUUAUUAUACAACCUUUUAUUUUGAAAACAUCCCAAGUUCACACUCAGGACCACCUGCCUUCAUUUCCUUUGGUUAUAUCCCAAUAAAAAUUAGUUUUGGGAAGAUUCAAUUAUCUUGCUCUUCUUAGUUCAGAACUUCAACCCCAGAUGUAGCAGACAAUAUAAUAUGAGUGACGACGUAUUUCCUCAUGUUAUGUUUGAUUUGUUUGUGAAAAUGCAGCACUGGAAAAGUUGAAAGCCGUAUUUGAUCACAUGUUCAGCUUUGACUUUUACAACAAUACUUGAAAAUGGAUCAUUUCUGGCAAAUAUUUUAAACUGUGAAAAUGCACAACACCGGGGAACCUACCCCUGGAAAAUAUAUAUAAAAAGGUUUUUCAUGAAUGAAUAAAAUACAAAAUAAAGUACAAAUAA
Molecule: messenger RNA, 5361 nt
Organism: Betta splendens (Siamese fighting fish)
Lineage: Eukaryota; Metazoa; Chordata; Actinopteri; Anabantiformes; Osphronemidae
Gene: fam78ab
Product: family with sequence similarity 78 member Ab
Exons: 2
Coding region: 1308-2096 (262 amino acids)
Source: RefSeq, a predicted model, not a curated record